This is a messenger RNA of Alternaria ventricosa, 2109 nucleotides long. RefSeq lists its product as uncharacterized. The transcript has 2 exons. Lineage: Eukaryota; Fungi; Ascomycota; Dothideomycetes; Pleosporales; Pleosporaceae. Gene Ontology annotation, biological process: proteolysis. Gene Ontology annotation, molecular function: aspartic-type endopeptidase activity. The coding region runs from base 1 to 2109 and encodes 702 amino acids. The record is from RefSeq and is a predicted model, not a curated record.
AUGUUUUCCAAGAAGCGUGCCGAGCCGAUUCAGCUGCCUUCGCCUUACGUGCUGAGUCCCAGUGGGCAGUACGAAGGAAAUGAUGGGAAGUGGUCUACGUUCUUCAUCAAUGUCGGCGACGACGCCAAGAACAACAGCAACGGCCAGAACUUCAGGGUACUCAUAUCCACUUCUUCGCCUGCUACCCUCGUACCGCAACAGACCGACUGGUGUUCUGAUCCCACUCCUGAAGAGUGUGCAGCGAAUCGUGGUAUCUUGCCAUACGAAGGCCGUCCGUCUCUAGGUUUCGAUGACGAAAAAUCUUCAACAUGGCAGACUGCAGGAGUCUACACUAUUCCGGUGCCCGAGUGGUACAACGACACAUUACAAGCGGAAGAGCCGGCCGCAGUUUGGGGUGUGGAUAAUGUUGGCCUGGGUGAGAGUUCACCACAGGGCUUUAUCCUGGCGGAGCAGUAUGUCGUGAAGUACACUGUUGCAAACUUCUACAUGGGCUCCCUUGGGCUCGCUGUUGGAUCUACCGGACCCCCUGGCGCACUCAAACCAAACUUCAUGGACAACAUGUAUGGAAGCGCCCACAGAAUUGCGAGUCGGUCGUUCGGAUAUACUGCGGGGGCUUAUUAUCGUAAUAACAACAACGGAGUUACAGGAAGCUUGGUGAUCGGCGGUUACGAUAAAUCGCGACUUUCCGAUCUAGGUGUCUCGAUCAGUAUGCCCAGCCGGCAGAACAACACGCUUGCUGUUGGCGUCAUUUCCAUUCUCUGGAAGCCAGACCAAGACGCCGAAGCCAACACAGCUUCUUUCACCAAGGGAGGAUUCCCUGCUACCAUCGAUUCCACAUUACCGUAUCUUAUCCUUCCGGACGAAGUCUGUGACCAAUUCGUCACUACUUUCGGUCUGACCUUGGACGAGGAUGUUCAGCUAUAUACUGUCAACGACUCAUCGCACCAACAGAAUCUACGACUAAACCCAACAUUAUCCUUCAAGAUCAGCGCCAAUACUGGUGGCGACAGCACAGACUUUACGGACAUAACUCUCCCAUACUCGGCGCUGGACCAGCAAGCCGGCUACCCACUCUUCUUCAAUACGACCCGUUAUCUUCCCAUAAAGCGAUCACUAAAUGGGAGAUUCGUGUUGGGCCGCACACUUCUACAGGAAGCGUACAUCGUGGUCGACUACGAACACCAGAAUUUCACGGUCGCUCCAGCCACAUUUUCUGAUCCAAUGCCAGAUCCGAGUCUAGUCACCAUAUUCGAUAGGUCUUACACUGGCCUACCGGCACCGCCAGAGUCUGAGUCUGGAGGUGGGCUAUCGGCAGGCGCAAUCGCAGGAAUUGUUGUCGCCAUCGUUGGCGCUUUCAUCAUUGUCGCAAUCGGUGCUUACCUUCUAUGGAGGAAGAAGCGCCGGACGCCAAAGGAACCCGAAGAAAACACCGAAAAGCCGUCUGAGAUUGACACAACUUUUGCUGGUACUGAGAUCAAGUAUCGUCGUGUCUCAGAGCUCACUGGCUCUGAAGCUCCUCAUUCACCAAAAGACCCUGCGGCAGGUUACUACAGUGUUGAUCAUAAAUCCUAUCCACCUAUCAGCGAAAUGUCUCCGGAGAGUACCCCCGCCGAGCUUUACAGUCCUCCGCCGGAUGGCCGCAACUCGCCCGACUACUUCGCCAAUGGCAGGUAUGCCGCGCCUCUCGCAGAGCUCCCUGGUGAAGAUACGAUCAGUUCAAUGCCUGGUAAAACCUCAGACAUGAAGCCAGUUCAGAAACCUCCGCACAGCCGAAGUCCGAGUGACAACUCACUAUCGACCAAUAUCGACGAAGUACUAGCGAAGAAGGCGCCUGAAGCUGGGCCAGAUACCGAAGCCAUGAAAUCAGCAGUGGAGCCUGGAGCGCCAGCUACUGCUGAAGAGAUAAGUAGAGCAAAGGCAGACGCACAGCCCGAAGCGGCCGACGAUGCGCAAGAGUCUGCGAUGGAACGACGUCCGUCACACACCAGAGGAUUGAGCGACACAACCAUUCAAAGCGAUAGUACAGCAGUCUCGCAGCCAACACCCGAAGAGCUAGAGCGCUGGGCGAGAAGUGUAGACGGCCAAAGUCGGCCCAUGUCUCCAUCAUGA